Molecule: messenger RNA, 435 nt
Organism: Verticillium dahliae VdLs.17
Lineage: Eukaryota; Fungi; Ascomycota; Sordariomycetes; Glomerellales; Plectosphaerellaceae
Exons: 3
Coding region: 1-435 (144 amino acids)
Molecular function (GO): oxidoreductase activity
Source: RefSeq, a predicted model, not a curated record
AUGAAGUUCGCCGCCGCUCUAUCCGUUGCUUCACCUCGAAUGUUCCACGUAAAACUCUUCUACAACCGCAAGCAGGGUAUCACGCCAGAGCAGUUCAAUCACUAUUGGGCCUCCAAUCAUGCCGAACUGGCAACACCCUUUCAUCUCCGCCUGGGUGCGGUGAAGUAUUCUCAGUAUCACUCGACGCCCGAAUUCCGCGACUUCGGCCGUGUUGAGAACGCACCGCCCAUUCUUGAGUUCGACGGCGCUGCCGAAUUCUGGGUACACAACCUGGAGACCUUUCAAUCGAUGGGAAGCGAUCCAGAGUACCUCAACAAAAUUCAGCCUGACGAGGCAAACUUUAUUGACCCGGAAUCGAUCCGAAUGGUUAUAGGGGUAGACUAUAUCGUUAUGGAGAACCAACACACGGUCGUAGAGCACGGUCGAUCUUUCUGA